Molecule: messenger RNA, 5526 nt
Organism: Cherax quadricarinatus
Lineage: Eukaryota; Metazoa; Arthropoda; Malacostraca; Decapoda; Parastacidae
Source: RefSeq, a predicted model, not a curated record
CCGACCACUACAUCAACCACUAUAUAUGGCACUUCUCCGACCACUACAUCAACCACUAUAUAUGCCACUUCUCCGACCACUACAUCAACCACUAUAUAUGCCACUUCUCCGACCACUACAUCAACCACUAUAUAUGGCACUUCUCCGACCACUACAUCAACCACUAUAUAUGCCACUUCUCCGACCACUACAUCAACCACUAUAUAUGCCACUUCUCCGACCACUACAUCAACCACUAUAUAUGCCACUUCUCCGACCACUACAUCAACCACUAUAUAUGCCACUUCUCCGACCACUACAUCAACCACUAUAUAUGCCACUUCUCCGACCACUACAUCAACCACUAUAUAUGCCACUUCUCCGACCACUACAUCAACCACUAUAUAUGCCACUUCUCCGACCACUACAUCAACCACUAUAUAUGCCACUUCUCCGACCACUACAUCAACCACUACAUCUGCCACUUCUCCGACCACUACAUCAACAAAUACAUACGCCACUUCUCCGACCACUACAUCAACCACUACAUAUGCCACUUCUCCGACCACUACACCAACCACUACAUAUGCCACUUCUCCGACCACUACAUAUGCCACUUCUCCGACCACUACACCAACCACUACAUAUGCCACUUCUCCGACCACUACAUAUGCCACUUUUAAGACCACUACACCAACCACUACAUAUGCCACUUCUCCGACCACUACAUAUGCCACUUCUCCGACCACUACAUAUGCCACUUCUCCGACCACUACAUAUGCCACUUCUCCGAACACUACAUCAACCACUACAUCUGCCACUUCUCCGACCUCUACAUCAACCACUAUAUAUGCCACUUCUCCGACCACUACAUAUGCCACUUCUCCGACCACUACACCAACCACUACAUAUGCCACUUCUCCCACCACUACAUAUGCCACUUCUCCGACCACUACAUCAACCACUACAUCUGCCACUUCUCCGACCACUACAUCAACCACUAUAUAUGCCACUUCUCCGACCACUACAUAUGCCACUUCUCCGACCACUACAUAUGCCACUUCUCCGACCACUACAUCAACCACUACAUCUGCCGCUUCUCCGUCCACUACAUCAACCACUACAUCUGCCACUUCUCCGACCACUACAUCAACCACUACAUCUGCCACUUCUCCGACCACUACAUCAACCACUACAUAUGCCACUUCUCCUACCACUACAUCAACGUAUCCAGAUCUUCCUGUAGCGGUCUAGUGUCCACAUCGAAGUUAGUUAUGUAAAUGGUUCAGAAAAUCGAAAAGUUGAUGAACGAGACACUUGUAAAGCACUUGGGUACCUUUAUUAUGCAAACGUUCAGCAGGCAGUGGUUUCUUCAGUCCUAUACUGAGAAGACUGGUGAAAGACGAGAGGUUUGAGGUAAUCAGUCCCCCAGAAUGGAGUCGAUGUACUCAGUCCAUCAGUUUUGAUAAAAUUAUCAAAACUGAUGGACUGAACACACUGACUUCUGGUUCAGGGACUAAUUACCUCAAACUCCUCGUCUUUCACCAGUCUUCUCUGUAAUGGACUGAGGAGGCCACUCGCUGGAGAAACGUUUCCACAUUUAUCAUCAGAAUUAAUCCGACGGCCUGUUUUGGUGUUAUCGGCAAAUCUACCAGAUACAUAAAACCAGGUAAAUAAUAUCAAGUAUAUAAUAACUGGUAUACAAUAUCAACAACUUGUGGUUAAAGAGACAUGAGCAAACACGAACGAUAAUUGGACCUCGUUUACUCCAGUUAUACCAGAAAAUGUUUCCAGUGAAUAAGAUCCCAUACUAUACAAUGUUCAAGUGUAUAAGUGUCACUACCAACACAAGUGUAUAAGUGUUACUACCAACACAAGUGUAUACGUGUCACUACCAACACAAGUGUAUAAGUGUCACUACCAACACAAGUGUAUAAGUGUCACUACCAACACAAGUGUAUAAGUGUCACUACCAACACAAGUGUAUAAGUGUCACUACCAACACAAGUGUAUAAGUGUCACUACCAACACAAGUGUAUAAGUGUCACUACCAACACAAGUGUAUAAGUGUCAAUAUCAACAUAAGUGUAUAAGCGUCACUAGCAACACAAGUGUAUAAGUGUCACUACCAACACAAGUGUAUAAGUGUCACUAUCAACACAAGUGUAUAAUUGUCACUACCAAUAUAAGUGUAUAAGCGUCACUACCAACACAAAUGUAUAAGUGUCACUAUCAACACAAGUGUAUAAGUGUCACUACCAACACAAGUGUAUAAUUGUCACUACCAAUAUAAGUGUAUAAGCGUCACUACCAACACAAGUGUAUAAGUGUCACUACCAACACAAGUGUAUAAGUGUCACUACCAACACAAGUGUAUAAGUGUCAAUAUCAACAUAAGUGUAUAAGUGUCACUACCAACACAAGUGUAUAAGUGUCACUAUCAACACAAGUGUAUAAUUGUCACUACCAAUAUAAGUGUAUAAGCGUCACUACCAACACAAGUGUAUAAGCGUCACUACCAACACAAGUGUAUAAGUGUCACUACCAACACAAGUGUAUAAAUGUCACUACCAACACAAGUGUAUAAGUGUCACUACCAACAAAAGUGUAUAAGUGUUACUACCAACACAAGUGUAUAAGUGUCACUACCAACACAAGUGUAUAAGUGUCACUACCAUUACAUUGAUAUAAGUGUCAGUACCAUUACAAUGAUAUAAGUGUCACUACCAUUACAAUGAUAUAAGUGUCUUUACCAUUACAAUGAUAUAAGUGUCACUACCAUUACAAUGAUAUAAGUGUCACUACCGUUACAAUGAUAUAAGUGUCACUACCAUUACAAUGAUAUAAGUGUCUCUACCAUUACAAUGAUAUAAGUGUCACUACCAUUACAAUGAUAUAAGUGUCACUACCAUUACAAUGAUAUAAGUGUCUCUACCAUUACAAUGAUAUAAGUGUCACUACCAUUACAAUGAUAUAAGUGUCACUACAAUUACAAUGAUAUAAGUGUCACUACCAUUACAAUGAUGUAAGUGUCACUACCAUUACAAUAAUAUAAGUGUCACUACCAUUACAAUAAUAUAAGUGUCACUACAAUUACAACGAUAUAAGUGUCGGUACCAUUACAAUGAUAUAAGUGUCAGUACCAAUACAAUGAUAUAAGUGUCACUACCAUUACAAUGAUAUAAGUGUCACUACCUUUACAAUGAUAUAAGCGUCACUACCAUUACAAUGAUAUAAGUGUCUCUACCAUUACAAUGAUAUAAAUAUCACUUCAAUUACAAUGAUAUAAGUAUCACUUCAAUUACAAUGAUAUAAGUAUCAUUACCAUUAAAAUUAUGUAAGUGUCACUACCAUUACAGUGAUAUAAGUGUCAUUACCAUUACAAUUAUAUAAGUGUCUCUGCCAUUACAAUGAUGUGUCACUACCAUCACAAUGAUACAAGUGUCACUACCAUUACAAUGAUAUAAGUGUCAGUACCAUUACAAUGAUAUAAGUGUCACUACCAUUACAAGGAUAUAAGUGUCACUACUAUUACAAUGAUAUAAGUGUCUCUACCAUUACAAUGAUAUAAGUGUCUCUACCAUUAAAAUGAUGUAAGUGUCACUACCAUUACAAUGGUAUAAGUGUAACUACCAUUACAAUAUAAGUGUCACUACCAUUACAAUGAUAUAAGUGUCUCUACCAUUACAAUGAUAUAAGUGUCACUACCUUUACAGUGAUAUAAGUGUCACUACAAUUACAAUGACAUAAGUGUCAGUACCAUUACAAUGAUAUAAGUGUCACUACCAUUACAAUGAUAUAAGUGCCACUACCAUUACAAUGAUAUAAGUGUCACUACCAUUACAAUGAUAUAAGUGUCACUACCAUUACAAUGAUAUAAGUGUCAGUACAAUUACAAUGAUAUAAGCGUUCUACGAAGCAAGAUCGCCAACCACCUAGAUAAUCAUCAGUUACACAACCCAGGUUAACACGGGUUUAGAGCAAGUCGCUCCUGCCUGUCCCAGCUACUGGACCACUAUACCAAGGUCCUGGAUGCUGUAGAGGAUAAACAAAAUACAGAAGUAGUAUACACAGAUUUUGCAAAAGCUUUCGACAAGUGUGACCAUGGCGUAAUAGCGCACAAAAUGCGUGAUAAAGGAAUAACGGGAAAAGUUGGUAGAUGGAGCUAUAACUUCCUGACAAAUAGAACACAAAGAGUAAUAGUAAACAGAGUAAAGUCUGAGGCAGCCAUGGUAAAAAAGCUCUGUUCCACAAGGCACAGUACUCGCUCCCAUUCUAUUCCUCAUCCUCAUUUCUGACAUAGACAGAGAAGUAAGCGAUAGCUCCGUGUCCUCCUUUGCGGAUGACACCCGGAUUACCAUGGCAGUGACCUCCAUUGAAGACACCGCGAGACUCCAAGCGGACAUCAACCAAAUCUUCGAAUGGGCCACUCAAAACAAUAUAAAGUUCAACGAGGAGAAAUUUCAACUACUCAGAUAUGGGAAACUUGAAGAAAUUAAAAAUGUGUCAGGGUAUACCACAAAUUCUAACCAUACAACAGAGCGGAAAAGUAAUGUGAAGGACUUACGAGUGAUAAUGUCAGAGGAUCUCGCCUUCAAAGACCACAACAAUGUAUCUACCUCAUCCGCUAGGAAAAUGAAAAGAUGGAUAAUGAGAACCUUCAAAACUAGGGACGCCAAGCCAAUGAUGAUUCUCUUCAAAUCGCUUGUGCUCUUUAGGCUGGAAUACUGCUGUACACUAACGGCCUCCUUCAAGGCUGGCGACAUUGCAGACCUGGAAAGUGUACAAAGAACUUUCACGGCACACAUAAGUACGAUAAGGCACCUAAACUACUGGGAACGGUUGAAGGUCCUUGAUCUGUAUUCCCUCGAACGCAGGCGGGAGAGUUACAUGAUAAUAUACACUUGGAAGGUCCUGGAGGGAUUGGCACCAUACUUAUUACUGCACCUACUACAUACAUAGAACACUUAACUCUGACAUAAACCCUCCCCUCAAACAUCUCCUUACCAACCUCAACAAACACAUGACCAUAACACAAGGCACAGAUCACUCUUUGAUGUUCCUCGUGUCCAUCUCACGCUAUGCAAAAACUUAAUGCACAUAAAAGGCCCUAAAAUCUGGAAUUCAUUACCUGUGAAUAUAAAAGAAACACUGUCUGUUUAUAAAUUCAAGUCUCUUCUCAAAAAUCACUUACUUACCCACAACUAAAUAAAUACUGAAUAAUUGUAUCUCAUAAAUUGUAUCUCAUUAUUGUAUCUCACAAAUGUCAACCUGUGACCCAAUCAAACUUUGUUACUAUUUAACUUCAUUACCUAACAUAAUACUCCAUUCUACUGAUCACACAGCAACACAGUAAAUGAUCAUAUAACCUGUCUUUGUAAUACUCUCCUGUACUAAAUUGUUAUCUGUUUUACAAUAAUUUUUGUACCACAGAAUAUAUCAUUGCUUAGUUAAUCUUAAGUUAAUUUUAAGCCUGCCCGUAAUGCUCUGCAUACAAGGGGCUUUGGCAUGCUGCAUUUAAAAAUUGUAUUCCUUGUACUUCUCUGU